Molecule: messenger RNA, 4606 nt
Organism: Lampris incognitus (smalleye Pacific opah)
Lineage: Eukaryota; Metazoa; Chordata; Actinopteri; Lampriformes; Lampridae
Gene: ssh1a
Product: slingshot protein phosphatase 1a
Exons: 14
Coding region: 1-3159 (1052 amino acids)
Biological process (GO): negative regulation of actin filament polymerization; actin cytoskeleton organization; protein dephosphorylation
Cellular component (GO): cytoplasm
Molecular function (GO): actin binding; protein tyrosine/serine/threonine phosphatase activity
Source: RefSeq, a predicted model, not a curated record
AUGCAUCUGGUUGUAGGGUCCACUAAGGAGGCUGUGAUGAAGAUGCUACCCUAUUUUGUGCAGAAUGCUGUGUUGACCCAGAACGAGAUAUGCCGCAUCCUGAGUGAGAGCUUCUUCAUGGUGAAGGGUGCUGCUCUCUUCCUGCAGCAGGGCAGCAGUCCCCAAGGCCAGAAAGUACAUCCGCACCACAAACAUGCAGGCGACUUACCUCAGCACCUGCAGGUGAUGAUAAACAUUCUUCGUUCUGAGGACAGAAUCAAACUGGCGGUGCGUUUGGAAAGCGCAUGGUCGGACCGUGUGCGCUACAUGGUGGUAGUGUACACCAGCGGACGACAGGACACUGAAGAGAACAUCUUGCUCGGGAUGGAUUUCACCAACAAGGACAGUAAAAACUGUUCAAUCGGACUGGUGCUGCCUCUUUGGAGUGACACCAAGAUCCAUCUGGAUGGAGACGGGGGUUUUACUGUGAAUACAGCAGGUCGCACUCAUGUCUUCAAACCCGUGUCUGUACAGGCUAUGUGGUCCGCUUUGCAGGUCCUGCACAAAGUCUGCGAGAUAUCCCGCAGAUACAACUACUUCCCCGGGGGGAUAGCCCUCACAUGGAUGGGCUAUUAUGAGAGCUGCAUUGCCUCAGAGCAGAGUUGCAUUAAUGAGUGGAAUGCCAUGAAAGACCUGGAGACCACGCGUCCUGACUCACCCACCAUGUUUGUUGACAAGCCCUCAGAGAGGGAGAGGACAGAGUGCCUUAUCAAAGCCAAACUCAGAAGCAUCAUGAUGUGCCAGGAUUUGGAGAAUGUGACUUCCAAACAGAUUCGUACGGAACUGGAGCAGCACAUGAGCUGCAACCUGAAAGAGUACAAAGAGUUCAUCGACAACGAGAUUCUACUGAUCCUAGGUCAGAUGGACAAGGCCACGCUAAUCUUUGACCACCUCUACUUGGGAUCAGAGUGGAACGCUUCUAAUUUGGAGGAGCUGCAAGAGACGGGGGUUGGCUUUAUCCUCAAUGUCACACGGGAGAUAGACAAUUUCUUUCCUGGCACAUUCAGCUACCACAACAUUCGUGUCUACGAUGAAGAAGCCACUGACCUGCUGGCACAUUGGAAUGACACAUACAACUUCAUUGUUAAAGCAAAGAAGAACCACUCCAAGUGUCUGGUCCACUGCAAGAUGGGUGUUAGUCGGUCUGCCUCCACAGUUAUUGCCUAUGCCAUGAAAGAGUAUGGCUGGUCAUUAGAGAAGGCCUACAAUUUUGUCAAGCAGAAGAGAAGCAUCACAAGACCCAAUACAGGUUUCAUGAGACAGCUGGCAGAGUACGAGGGCAUCUUGGAUGCCAGCAAACAGCGUCACAACAAGCUGUGGCGCCCAGACCCAGACUGUGAGAUGGCAGAGGGGCAGCAGGGGAUGGCUCAAUGUUGCGGAGGGGAUGAGGCAGGCCACCUGACCCCAGAACCAGGGAUGUCCCCCUGCUGCGAGGAGGCACUGUCCGAUAAGGGGGCCGCAUGCCCUUCUCCGUGCAGGACCGUCUCACUGGAAGUAGACCCUGCUUACAACAACUAUUACUUCCGCCGGCUCUCUGACUCGGCCCUUGACAGUGAGCCUUCCACACCCGUGCGUGGCCCUCCACUCCUUAAUAUGGACAAGGUCUUCAUAGAAAUUGAGGAUGUAGAGAGGGAUGCUCUGCUGGAUGACGAGGCCUUUGAGGGACGCGAAGGUCCCCCACUACCCCAUUUUGGCCCCACUGGGGAGGGCACAGCUGCUCAGACUUGCUGCCGUGGUCCUGAGCCCCUUGAGGAACUGCGGCUAAGGCUGGAGUUUAGCACCGUGGAGGAGGAGGAUGAGGAGGAGGUGAAGAAGGAGGAAGCGGAGAUGGAGGUACUUAUGCAACCCGAUGCUGGAGGAGGAGGAGGGGGAGAUGAUGCAGAGGAUGUGCAAGAUGUGGAGGUAGAGGGGGAUGCAGAGGGUAACGGGAUGGACCUGGCAACCCUGAAUGACAAUUCAAACAACAACAACCACAUGAGCAGCCAGCACAACCUCAAUGAAACUGCUUCUUCAAAUGCUCAUCCACUGAAUCCCUCUCUCCUGCCUUGGUGGGAUUGUCAGUCUAGAGAGAAAGAAGAGUCUUCGGUUCUGGUCGAUAAGCUUUGCAUGAAUCCCAAUCUUCCUGCUGCCGAAGUCCCUGGUGCUUCAUUCCCAUCAUCCUCCACCUCUUCUCAUGGCCUCCAUUCCUCCGUAGGAUUGCUGCACCCCUGCAGCCCUCUGUGUAACUGUGCCAAGUGUACUGGCUCACCCUCUACAGCCCUACCUGACACUGACAGACAGGGGAAGUUGGGAGACACAACACAAUUAGUGAGGCCUGAGAAGAGGGCUAAUGUGCUGGAAUUAAAGACUGAGACUGAAGAACAGCAGUCUGCAGGGACCCCAGAGGCUCUCCCUGACUUGAUGAGCAUGGAUUUGGAGGAUGAGAAGCAUGCAACAGCCUGCUAUCUUGGUCAGCAGCAGGAGACACUUGUGAAGCUGCAGAGAUCUGGGCUGGUCCGCCGUCAGGCAGAGAGACUUGAGAGGUUAUCAGGUUUAUCCCAGGAGAGCCUCCAUUCUCUGCAGCCUUUGCAUUCUUGUCAAGGACCCAAGAAAAGCUCUAUCCACACAGUGGAAGAAGAGGAGCUCUGUGGCUUUCCAGGUGACUUUCCUAAAUCUUCAACCCCGUGCCAGGUACGCCUAGAGCCACUGGUGAUGCCACUGACCAAUGAGGCCUUGCUGGGUGUGGUGGGGCCCGGGGUUCUCACCCCCACCUCCUCGCCUCAUGGCUCCACCCUGACACGCAGCUCCAGCAGUGACAGUCUGCGUAGUGUGAGGGGGAAACCCGGCCUUGUUCGUCAGCGGGCACAGGAGAUUGAGGCACGCAUGCGUUUGGCAGGCCUCACUGUGCCCUCCAGGCUCAAACGCUCUAACUCGCUAGCUAAGCUGGGCAGCCUCAAUUUGUCCUCUGAUGACCUGUGUUCAGUCUGCUCCUCUGAUGCGGGCACCCUCCUGCUCCUCUCCCUGUCUCCAGAGCCGGACCCUGGCCUGGAGUGGGACUGUCCUGCUGUCUCAGCCCAGCCCCAGCCCUGCAAGGACUUGCAAACUCCCGAGAGAGCACUGUCAGGGGAGCCCACAAGCUGACAUGAAGAAUUGAGGUCCACUCCUCCAUCCAUCCCUCCAUCCCUCACUCUGGGGGGGGGGAGAGGGGGGAGAGUUAAAAACCUGUGUGCCAAUAUGACAGGCAUGUCAACUAGUGGAACCCACAAAAAAAGAAUGCCAAUCUUUGAUGUGGAGCUGUCAAGUGCAGUGCCCAUCUUCACUCUCCUUUGCCACUUAGUUUCUGAUAUUCCCAGUACAGAGUCAUUAUUGCUGUAUCUAUCAAGUGUGUAAGCCAUCAGAUCACCUCUACCUUGUUUCGAUUUGUGGACACAAAAGUGCCUUACCAGUGAGACCAGAGGCACAGAGCUGUGUGUAAGGUUGUGUGAGUGUGAGACUGUGAGGGACAUAAUUCAACCCCUCACUUGACAGUGUGUUUUAAACUGUUAGUACCUGCCAUUUACCAUAUUAUGGUAUGGUAUCCAUUGGUAUGUGCAUUAUUUUUACCUGUCUGGUACAAAGUGGUACACUGAUGAACGUGAGUCACUCAAUGAAAGCAAAGUUUAAAGUUCUUGUAAAACUUGUUUACCACAUUACUUCUGAUGAGAUGCUUGAGGAUUGUAAAACAAAGGGUUACCUCAUGGUACAUUCAUGUCGCAGAGUUCCUUCUCUGAACACUGGGGUAGAAUUUUAAUUCAGUUCUUUUCGUGUUGUCGAUGGGUCGUGUGUGUGUGUGUGUGUGUGGCGGGGGGUAACACAUUUUGAACCCCUUUUAAUCUAGAGGUGUUUUGUUUUUCUUUUGUUUGCACUGCUUUUAAGGAGUGGAUACUAGUACACAAAAAGCUAUCUUCCAAAAUAACAUUAGGAAUAAUGUUAUUGACCUCAUCAUUCCCUAUAUUAUUGGGAAUGCAGAGUGAGUAGUCACACUGCAUGGCUUCAGAUCAUCUUUAAAUACAAGCACCCAUGGUCAAAUCAUAUAAUGUGAGACAGUUUAUAUUUCCCUGCAAAAAUAGCCUUCUGAACAAUUUUGGUAUGAACAAAAUAAACAUAACUCAGUAGUCACACCGAUACUUCUGAGUCUUCAAUCCCUUAUCGCAUUUAUCAGCGUGGAUUGCCAAGGUUUCAAACUCAAUUACUUAAUGUUCUUUGAAAUGUGGAAGACCAAAGUUCUUUGGCUGUCUCGUCAAAUUAAGAACACCGUUAAAGCUGUACAAAAUAUGUGAAUCAUAAUGUCGGCCGUAUGUGUAUUUAAAUGCUGUUACAUCUUUUUGCACCUUUGGGAGAAACAAAAGAAAGAGAGACUCGGUGGAGUCAUCGUGCUCAUAGCUGUUAAGCUGUUUUGUUCAUAUUGUCAAUGACUUUUAAUGCUUUUGUCACACUGAUGUGACAAGGAUCACAAUAGGUUACUUCCCCGUUUUUGUAACCAUUUUCUUUUUAUAUUUAAUUAUGAAGUAACUUUUGUACUGUACAUUUGCUGUAGUUCAAAUGCAUA